CGUGUGCAGCUGCCACUCUCAUAAAUGGGUGUGCAGCUUGCAGUAAACACAAGAGCACUGACUCCGGGCUAGAGCAGGCACCGGGGGGGCUACAUCAGGGGAGAGAGGGGUCUCUGAAUUCUCCCAAACCCCUACAUUCGAACAUUUGAAUAAGGAAUUAACUUUCCAACUUCAGCUACAGUGAUAGCUAAGUUUGGAAGGAAGGAAUAAGAUAAACAGAUUUUUUUCCUUUUUUUUUAUUCUUCUUUUGUGUGUUUUUAUUAGACACAUAUAUAUUUUUUUACAAACAUUCUUAUACAAAGGAAAAUUUACAACUUUUUUUUCAAAAAAGAAUUUAAUAGGAGUAUAUUAGAAUAUUAACAAGAAAAAAAUCUCCACCAAACAAAAAUGGCUCGAUCAGAAGAUCAGAAAACCAAAGAAGGAUGUUGUGGAUCCUGUGUCAACUACUUCACAUCUGCAAAGUUUCUUAUGUACCUAGGCCACUCUUUGUCCACAUGGGGAGAUCGGAUGUGGCAUUUUGCUGUAUCUCUCUUUUUGGUUGAGCUCUAUGGGAAUAGUUUACUUCUGACUGCAGUCUACGGCUUGGUGGUUGCUGGAUCUGUGCUUCUACUUGGCGCUAUAAUUGGCGAUUGGGUAGACAAGAAUGCAAGGCUAAGAGUGGCACAAACUUCCUUAAUUGUUCAGAAUGUAUCUGUCAUCAUCUGUGGUUUCAUCUUGAUGGGAGUUUUUUUGUACAAGACACAACUUUUAUCAAUGUACCAAGGAUGGCUCCUGACAAUCUGCUAUAUUUUGGUCAUCACAAUAGCGAACAUUGCUAACCUGGCCAGUACAGCCAUGUCUAUCACCAUUCAGAGGGACUGGAUCGUUGUGGUUGCAGGUGAUGAUAGGAGCAAGCUAGCAGACAUGAAUGCAACUGUAAGACGAAUUGAUCAGCUAACCAACAUAUUGGCACCAAUGGCGGUUGGACAGAUAAUGACCUUUGGCUCACCUGUUAUUGGCUGUGGAUUUAUUGCUGGGUGGAACUUAGUGUCAAUGUGUGUGGAAUACAUGCUGCUGUGGAAGGUAUAUCAGAAGACACCAGCACUGGCUAUUAAAGGUGGCAAGAAAGUAGAUGACCAGGAGUUAAAACAGUUGAAAAUUGAAGUUAUAGACUCCAACACCAACAAUAACGAAAAGCCAACUGAGGAUGUGUCUCUUAUGGGAGAUAAAGGUGUUCCUGCUAUUGAACUUCCGAAAGAACCUGGCUGUGGUGAAAAAAUGUCUGAGCCAUUCCGCACAUUCCGAGACGGUUGGGUUGCAUACUACAACCAGUCUGUGUUUUGGGCUGGAAUGGGCCUUGCUUUUCUUUACAUGACUGUGCUUGGCUUUGACUGCAUCACAACCGGUUAUGCUUAUACCCAGGGCUUGAGCGGCUCCGUCCUCAGCAUUCUGAUGGGGGCUUCUGCCAUUUCUGGAAUCAUGGGCACCGUGGCCUUCACCUGGCUGAGGAAAAAGUGUGGUUUAAUCCGUACAGGUCUAAUUUCUGGAAUAGCUCAAUUCAGUAGCCUCAUUCUUUGCGUCAUCUCAGUCUUCAUGCCUGGCAGUCCACUGGACCUGUCCAUUUCCCCAUUUGAUGAUAUCAGCACCCGCUUUCUUGAAGGAGAGCCAUUACCAACCAUGUCUCCAGGUGGUGUUCCCGAAUUGUUCGUUACAACUGAUGUGCAGAAUCUGAUAUAUAACUCCACCGCCACCUUUACCGAACCCGAAGUUUCUAUACCAUUGGUCUCAGUGAGCCUACUGUUUGCUGGAGUUAUUGCUGCUAGAGUCGGCCUUUGGUCCUUCGAUCUAACAGUAACACAGCUUAUUCAAGAAAAUGUGAUUGAAUCUGAAAGGGGAAUUAUCAAUGGUGUCCAGAACUCCAUGAAUUAUCUUCUUGACUUGCUUCAUUUCAUCAUGGUGAUUUUAGGCCCUAAUCCAGAAGCUUUUGGCUUGCUUGUGCUUAUUUCAGUGUCCUUUGUUGCCAUGGGUCAUAUAAUGUAUUUUAGAUAUGCUUAUACUAAUCUAGGCAAGCAACUGCUUGCCUGCAGUUCUCCUGACCCCAAAACAGUGCCUAGCGAGCAGCAAAAUCCAGAUUCAUCGGUAGUUUAAUUUUAUAUACACAUAUAUUCACUUAUCCACAUUUCACAUAUAUUGUAUUGUAUAGUUUGCAAAAGUGUGUUUGUCUAGAGUUGUUACAGAACUGAAAGAAAUAAUUAAGAGGAAUUCAAGUGGCAAAUCAGCAUUAUGAAACUUCAGUGUAUGGAGGUUCAUGAAAUUUCUCUUCAGUGUAUGGAGGUUCAUGAAUUCCAUUAAGUUUGUGCUGUAUGUUAACCCUUUAGUAACCAAAUCUGUCUUUUUUUUUUUUUACGUUGAUACGGCUACAGAUAUGGCAACAUCUAACAUACACAUUUACUUUAAAUGUGAUUUCAUCUUGCAUGUUAAGUAGUUAAAUCUCUAGGUACAAACGUCUUUUGCUCUAUUAAAUAGUCAAUACAUAAUUUGAUGUAGUGCAAAGUAUUCUAUAAAAUGCAGCUGUUUUUUGUAAUCAUUUUGCAGGGCUUCACACAUAUUUGUAUUAAAACAGUGAGCACAUGAAUUGCUGCAAACAAUUUCAGCACUAAAGGGGCCAUUUUUGUCAUCAAAGAUUGUCUGUCCAGGAACAGGUAGCAAUGCGGCCACGAUCUGGUGAAGCAUCGUGGGAGUUGUAGUUGCAAGACAGCGACAGGCUUUGGGUUAUAAUUCUGUAGAAGCGGAAGUGCUACCUGUUAUCUACCCUGUCUCUAAGACUACUGAUAUAGUAGCAUUAAGAGGAAAAAAAAACAUAGUCACUGUCACGUUCAGCGAGUAUGUCUUUAUGGUGUCAGCACUUUUUCAGAAACCAGAAAGGGGUGUAAAAUUCAAAUAAAAAUAUACACAUUUAAAAGGAAGUUGGUGGGGAAGAGUUUUACACAGAAGGUAUUUAGAGUGUCAGUCAUUAUUGUGUCAGAGCUAAACUACAGAUCUCAAAGGAAACAGAAAGUGAAUUCAUAUAAAAAUAUAUAUAUAUGCAUAUAUGCUUCUCAAUUUAGUGCAAUACAUACUAGACCUUUUGGACUUUCACUUCGAGCCAAGAAUCACCUCAUGUUAUUACCUUUUUUAACAGUUUAUAUAGUAUCAUUUGAUAAUAAAAAUCAGAACGAUCUAUGCCCAACUUGAGGGCUAAACUCAUCAGGAUACCUUGCGAGUUAAGAUUCCAGAGAGUUCAAUACAAAUAUAUAUUUUAAGCUUCUCCUUAGCAGUUUAGUAAAAACUUACCAGCAGUCCGGAAUCAAGCUUCUCAUGUUCUUGUGCAGCUAAUAAGCAUUCGACUCGGUGAAGUUCAAGGUAAUUCGUAGCCACUUCUGGAACAGUGCCAAGUAAUUACCCUGAAUUUAACUUAGACGAGUAUCUGACUAAUCCAUCAUUUAGCACAGUGUUUGACAAUUUUUAUUUAUUCUAAUACGUAUUUGCGUAAUUUGCCAUCAUAAACUAAAGAUACGUGCUAUAAGAUAAAAUUAAAUAUUAGCACCUGUAAUAUUAAAAAGCCGUUUGAUAAGCUCUGUUUGAACAUGAAAUAAUUAGUUACUACAACACUGAGCAAUAUGUUAACAAUAUCACUAUGGAACACAUUGUGUACUAUUCGUGAAUGCUUUGACUUUUGGCACUGGUGAUACCUGUGUUGCAGAUAGGAAUGUAACACAUGGUCCCACUAUCUGGUAAAUGUCUCAGAUGCAUCUAAUACAGGUUGCACGCUUGGUAGAUGAUGCAGAUGUGAAGCUGUGAUGAUAAUUAAAUCCUCAGCAGGUAUAUAGUGAUGUCCAGGCAUAUUACUCCAGUUCCUAGUUGUGCUGGAGAUUCUCCAAACAGAUGGUUCAUUCAAAGCUGCCAAUGAUAAAAUAUGAGUUAGAAUAGGCUGAAUUCCAUUUGCAUGGUAUGGUUUAUUAAUUGUAACAACUUAUUGAGUUAAUGGCUAACAUGCCAAAUUGGUACAGUUAACCAUAUCUCUAAAUUGACUCAAGUGGAAGUUUCCUUCAACUUUAUGUGACUACUUGGGCCUUGAUUUGUUAGUUGUGAACUCUGUAAACCUACUUAAACUGGGAAUCAUAGAGGGAGAACAGGCAGGAGAAUCGCAAAUUUUAGGACAAAGUUAUAAAAAAACAAACUCCAAAAUUACUUUAUUUCCAGCUCUAUUGUGGUUUAUAAUUUGCAAUUCUCCAGAAUGUUCAGUUUAGUGGAUUUUCCCUAUUAACCUUAUCUAGAAAAUGCAACCAUGUGCUUUCAGACUUAUAGUUAUAAAUAUGCUAUAUUUAAUUCCAUUUACAAGUGUUUUGGGAACUGCACAUUUUUCAAUGCAAGGUUUUUGUUUCUUCGCUGUAAAAUAUUUCUGAUUUUCUAUAUAUAUAUAUAUAUAUAUAUAUAUAUAUACACACACAAAUGUAUAAAGGGGGCAUGGUUCAUUGUAAACAGAUGAUGGACCUGUGUUCUGUACCUUGAUAGUACCGACUAUGCACUUUCUCUGGGAUAACCGCAGUAACUUUGAUUGUACGAGCACUUUUUUACUGGAAUCUUUCCUGAUAACGUUUCUUAACAGAUUUCUGCCUUUCUAUUACAAACCAGUUAUUGUAAUGCCAAAAAUGCUGAUUCCUUCUCAGUUUACAAUAUUUAAUAAAUAACAAGUGCUGAAAA
Messenger RNA from Pelobates fuscus (common spadefoot toad), 4722 nucleotides. Its product is annotated as solute carrier family 40 member 1-like. The transcript has 8 exons. Gene Ontology annotation, biological process: iron ion transmembrane transport. Gene Ontology annotation, molecular function: peptide hormone binding; iron ion transmembrane transporter activity. Bases 388 to 2127 code for a protein of 579 amino acids. The record is from RefSeq and is a predicted model, not a curated record. NCBI's taxonomy places the organism in Eukaryota, Metazoa, Chordata, Amphibia, Anura, Pelobatidae. Gene Ontology annotation, cellular component: basolateral plasma membrane.